Striga asiatica is the source of this 903-nucleotide messenger RNA. The record is from the annotation of a GenBank genome assembly. NCBI's taxonomy places the organism in Eukaryota, Viridiplantae, Streptophyta, Magnoliopsida, Lamiales, Orobanchaceae.
AUGAAGAUACUUGUGACGGAUGAAGUUCUUAAUAAUUUUCUAUGGCUACUGCAGACAGAUCAUAAGUUUUUUGGGCAACAAAUCAGAGAGACGAUGACUAGAUGCAGUUUAUACACCAAUGAAUAUGGAAUAGAACCCACAAGGAAAAGAGGAAGUGAACUGUAUAUUGGAAGAAGGAAAGUGACUUACUGCUUCACCUCUAAUGAUGUGUUAGCACUAAGCCACCUACACCACCUUCUUCCAUCAUUGUGCAAAGGACAAAUUAAACUUACUUUCAUCCCACCCAUAGCAGAGCCAAUUAAUACGCCGCAUCUUCUUUUAUCUAAUUCAUCCAUCACAUCUUCAGUAAUUCCUGCAUCUGCCAAAGCCUUCUUACCCGCGACAACCCACUCCGACCCCCAAAUCGAACGCGAGUACAGAAGGACAGACGCACCGGAAUGCGCCGAAGGGCGAAGAAGCUUCCUCCGCCUGCGGUGCACCGGAGAGUUCCUCGAUCCUAACCCGAAGAACCCGUCGGCGGUGAGCGAAGACCUGCAGAAGUCGUCGCAGGGCUCGAACGCGAAGCACGAAUUCACGAGAUUCCGAAUGCCGCACAGGCGGGGGGCGCAUUUCGCUAGGACCGUCCUCCGGCGUCGGGCCGCCCACCUGCUGAGGCGCGACGGAUCGAACGACGCCGCCGCCCUCCUCGGGUGCAGCAUGGAGACGCCGGAAUCGUUCUCGCAAGCGACGGACAUGCAUGCGGCCAUCAGCCAUGAGCAAACCGCCGACGACGCCGCCAUCGCUAGAAUCCCUCCGUCCCCGCGCACACACAAAACUAAAACACACACACACCACCACCACCACCGGUACGAAAUCCGCCGUAUCUUUUUCCGCGCCAAUGCCGCGGACGCGAGCCGGUUCUGA